Danaus chrysippus (African queen) is the source of this 4560-nucleotide messenger RNA. Lineage: Eukaryota; Metazoa; Arthropoda; Insecta; Lepidoptera; Nymphalidae. The record is from the annotation of a GenBank genome assembly.
AUGAUUAAAAUACAAAACAGAGGUCAUUUAAAGAGUACGUGGUGGUUAUUAUUUGUUAUACCUAUCGCAUCCGCCGGCUUUGCCUGCCUCAAUAAUCCUUGUAUACACGGGAUAUGUAUUGAUGAUAUAAAUAGUUUUAGCACAUAUUUAUGUUAUUGUAUUGAUGGAUACACGGGUGUUCAAUGUCAAACGAAUUGGGAUGAAUGCUGGUCAAGUCCUUGCCAGAACGGUGGCACUUGUAUUGAUGGCGUGGCGACUUACAACUGUUCUUGCCCUGAUGGCUUCAUUGGCGAUAAUUGUGAGACAAACUACAACGAAUGCGAUUCAAACCCGUGCUACAACAAUGGUACAUGCAUUGAUAUGACUAAUGAGUACGUAUGUCACUGUAUACCCGGCUUUUCCGGAGAUCAUUGUGAGUUAGAUGUAGCAGUUUGCAAUUCAACGGGAGAAAUCAGAUGUCAUAACGGCGGCGAAUGUAUUGAGGGUCCCGGGUUCAAAUUUUAUUGCAAAUGUUCCGCUGGAUGGACCGGACAAAAAUGUGAGGACCAGAUCGAUGAAUGUGAAUCGAAUCCGUGUAGGAAUGGUGGCAUAUGCAUCGACGCUCAUGCAGAUUACAUGUGCGCCUGCACAUACGGUUACACUGGUAAAAGCUGCGAGGUGGCAAUAGAAUUUUGCUCCCAAGACUCCUGCAGUGACAAGGCUUUAUGUGUUUUGGAGGACGGGCUGCGAGUGUGUUACUGUGUGCCCGACUAUCACGGGGAACGAUGUGAACUGCAGUAUGACGAGUGCGCGCUAGGACCAAGAUGCCUGAACGGCGGGACGUGUAUUGACGGCGUUGAUAAUUUCACAUGCUCAUGCCCACCAAGACUUACAGGAUCUCUUUGCGAGUGUCUUAUUUUGGAUGACGGAAAUUAUGAUUGUGAAUAUAUUCGUCCAACUCUUCUACCAGACCAUACUACAGCUACUCCUUCCUACACUGAUAUCGUAAUAAUAGACACAAGUACUGUGGAAUCGAAAUAUAAUACAAGCACCACCACUAGCCUCAGUACUAUCGAUAGCGGCGCUACUAUUGAUAUUACUACUACAGAAAUACAAAUAUAUACGAAAUUAGAUAAUGUUACGGACAUACCAAUAACAGCUUCUAGUACAGAUGCAACAGUAACAGAAAGUCUAAGAACAAGCACAGAAAUAUAUGAAACGUCAACUGAUUUGUUAACUUCAACAUCAAGUUCAACAUCUCAAUUAACAACUAAAGAGGAUUCAGUUACAGAAACAGUAACAAUUCUGAUAGAAACGAAAGGCACUCUAGGAACUGAUGAUUCUAAGGUAGAAACAACAGAAUGUAGUGGAUCGUGUACAAAAGGAAAUACUUCCACUAGUGAUUUACCUACAACUAUACCUUCAAUAGAAACACCCGAAGUAACGGAAUUAAUCACUACAACAGAAAUGACUAAACAAACAACAGAUACAACAGUUGAUUUUAAAGAAACAACAAAGCAAAUGAGGUCAGAUACCACGGAAUAUACUCAUCAUGCACAAGAUUUGACAACAGAAAAAAUGUUCACCGAUAGUCCUGUUGAGACAACAGAACUUACAAUAGAAUCAACAAAUCCAAUGACAGAAAUCGAAAUAAAUACGGCUCAUAAUGAAAUAUCAACAGUACAUUCAGAUUGCACUGACGUCAUGUGCAAUAAUCACGGCAGUUGUAUAAACACUCUUCAUGGCGUUAGAUGUCACUGUCUGUUCAAUUACGAAGGAAGAUUUUGUGAGACCAAAAUUAUUGUUAAUUCUGCCGCGUUUGAUGGCACUUCUUAUAUAGCGCAUCAUAUAAAAAAUUCUACUAGUAUUUCCAUAACAUUCAAAGCUAAAACUCUUAUCCUUGAUGGAGAAGUUAUGUACGUGGAUAUAGCUAAAGGCGCUUACAUGAAAUUAUAUAUGAAUUCUGGUUUAUUGAGAUUCGAAUUCUCCUGUGGCUAUCAGACAAUGCUGUUAAGCGAACUUAAAACUCACGUUAACAGAGGAUAUAUCAUGAAAAUUGAAACAAGAUUAGACUUAUUCUUAUCUGAAAAUCAUUGCAACGGAACCCUAAGACUUAAUGAUACUGUGGCUAUGAGCGGAGGCCAGUUUGCAAAUAUUAGUUCUCCCGAGUAUAAUUCGAUUCUCUAUUUCGGGAACAAACCUUAUAGAAAUAACUCUAAUGAGAAGUCUUUUAUUGGAUGUAUCAAGGACUUAAUUAUAAACGAUGAGAGACGUGAAAUAUUUAGCGACGCAUACGAAGCGUCUGAAGUGAGGGAAUGUUCUUCUUUAUCUUGUUUGUCAUCGCCGUGUGUGAACGGCGGUACUUGUCAUGAUGAUGACGAUACUUACUCCUGUGCUUGUGCCAAUGGUUGGACGGGCCCCACUUGUAAUGACUCCGUCUGUGACCACAAUCCUUGUCAGUCUGGUGGAAGUUGUGUUCAACACCCUGGGAGCGGAUUUCUGUGCCUUUGUCCAUAUGGGAAGCACGGCAUAUUCUGUGAAUAUAAUGUGGAAAUAACACGUCCGUCGUUAUCGCCUAUAUCCCCUGGAAAGUCUUCGUACGUUAUUUACCAAAUGCCCCAGUCGGCAGCUAAUUCAGAUCGUUUUGAGAUGCGUUUACGUUUUCAAACUUCCGAUAUGGAUCAAAUAGCGUUGCUCGCGUUCGUUGGACAAAGAGGGAGACAUGAUGCCAGGAGUCAGCAUUUAGCUUUGACCUUUGUGAAGGGAUAUAUUAUGCUGACGUGGAAUAUGGGCGCUGGACCUCGACGUAUUUUCACGUCACGUCCUUUGGGUGCACGGCGUGGGGGACACACGGUGCGAAUUUGGAGACGAGGCAGAACAGCUGGACUUGUGGUUGAUGGAAGGUAUAAUGUAUCAGGGAAUGCACCAGCUCACACCAACAAUAUGACAUUACUACCGUACAUCUAUAUUGGCGGUCACCCAUCCGAUGACUUCCGCGACCUGCCGCAUGACCUGCCAUUGCACAGCGGGUGGUCGGGGUGUGUGUUGGAGGUCACGGGUCAGUCAGGGGGGCGCGGGGUCGGCGGGCGGGGGGCGGGGCAGUGUGGGGUCACUCAGUGCACCGCCAAGUCCUGUAACGCACCCCGCGGGGUCUGUAUACACUCACCCGCCACUUACGGAUGCAUCUGCAAUGAAGGCUGGUUCGGUGCGACGUGCGCCAGCCCUCACAGUCCGUGUGAUCGAUCGCACUCCCGCUGCCAGGGCGCCUGUGUCAUUACACUCACUGACGCACACUGUGACUGCCCUUACGGCAAGUCUGGACCUCGCUGUGAUCAAGAGUUAAUACCAAUCGAUGUUCUAUUCACCGGCGCUAGAUCCUAUCUGAAGCUAAAAGCGAGAUCUAUUUCUAGCGUUAGCUUAGCUCUGGAAGCUGAAAUCAAACCUCAGAAGGAAAGGGGAUUGAUUGUAUUCGUUGAAACGCCGCAUUUCUAUACGUCGCUUUCGAUUCAGGGUGGAUUGUUGGAGUAUAGAUGGACGGAUCAUCUGUCCGGUCUGACGUCACUCGUCCGGUCGGGGGUGGUAGUGUCCGUAUCACAGUGGCAUGGAGUGAGGGCCGGUCGCUAUGGCAACCGUCUGUAUGUGUGGGUAGACGGCGCUCUUAAUACGGAACCAAUGCUGGCUCACGCCUACCCACACACGGCUAGUGGUAUGAGAGAUCUGUCCGAACUACCGUUCGACGUUAUGUCCGGACCGCCUGAAUCAUAUAGCGGCUGCUUUAGGAACUUUCAUCUGAAUAAUAUAUUGUUGCCGCUCGAACAACAAAAUAUAGAAGAGGGUCAGAACGUGUUGGCGUGCGAGGGCUCUAGUUGCGGCGCUCGCUGUAGACGGGCGGCGUGUUCCCGCGACACGUGCGCGGGGACGUGCCGCCGCGGACGGUGUGUGUGUCCGGCGGGACGGGCGGGGGUCACAUGCAGGGAACACAUAAACAUAACAAUACCUCAAUUCGGAGGGGACGCAAUGUUGACACUCAGUGGGAGCGAUCGUCGAGAACAAUUAAUUGAAGCGUCGCCCACUCGAAUAAAACUGAACUUCAACACCGCCGACCCGAACGGGCUCAUACUUUGGAUCAAUACGGGUAUAGACUAUUUCGGCGUUGGUCUCGAGAACGGAUAUAUUAAACUUAGUUGGUCUGUACAUUGUAACAAUUCAAGUGGUCAAACUACGAAAGACUAUUUUCCGUUACCACCAAAACUAACUUCAACAUUGGUCAGUGCGGGCUUCAUGGCGGAUGGAGAGUGGCAUUCGAUAGCAUUGACACUAAGACAUAAUAUAUCUUUAUCUAUCGACGAAAAGUUAUUCGUUGAUCAAGAAUGCUAUCAAAUUGAAGACAAUGAUGACACUGAAUUGUUUAUAGGUGGCGUAUCCGAGGAAGAUGUUAUCGCAAAACAAUUAUAUCCCCAAAAUUUUAAAGGUUGCAUCGACAAAAUAUCAACGAAAACCGAUUUUUAUUUGACCAACUAUUCCGAAAUGCACAGUGAGAAUUUAAAAUCAUGUCUAUUGUUCCCAAUAGUUGGGACGUAA